GUGGAGAUCAUCAAAGUUUUGGGAACGCCAACCCGGGAGGAGCUAAUGGCCAUGAAUCCCAACUACACGGAGUUCAAAUUCCCUCAGAUCAAGCCACAUCCGUGGCACAAGGUCUUCAGGUCGCGCACCUCCCAAGAGGCAGUUGACUACAUCUCCAAGUUGCUGGUCUAUGACCCGAAGCUGCGGCCUUCGGGCUUGCACUGCUGCACACAUGCCCUAUUUGAUGACCUGCGCGACCCCAACACGCGAAUCAGCAGCUCCAAACCGCUCCCGGAGCACUUGUUUAUCUUCUCCAAGGAGGAGCUCGCCUUGAUGGAUUCAGAGAUGCAACGGAAGCUCAUCCCAGCGUGGUUUGCAGCCAAGGCAGAGAAAGGGGGUGACUCUAAAGCUGUGGCAGCAGCACCAUGAGAAAUCACGGCGUCGUGUACAGAACCGAGCUCGCCACACGUGCCCCCCAGCUUCUGCCCACCACCUCUGCCAAAGUAAACCAAGUAAGCAAGCAGUGCCAAGCGUGGGGACAGUGGGGGCAACUUCGGUCUCGCACUUGGGGCGCUCGAAGCACUUGUGCUAUGCAAAUUGUGUUUCCAGGGCUCCUGAAUGUUUCACCAAUUUUUGGCCACAGGAUAGGUUUGCAUCCGGUGGCCAUGAGGGUUGAUCAGAGUUGGUGG
This is a messenger RNA of Cladocopium goreaui, 668 nucleotides long. The record is from the annotation of a GenBank genome assembly. NCBI's taxonomy places the organism in Eukaryota, Dinophyceae, Suessiales, Symbiodiniaceae.